AUGGAGGAAACCUACCUGCUGAAUGUGGAAGGGGUCAAAAAGAAGAUUCUGCAUGGAGGCCACGGGGAGCUGCCGAAGUUGCAGGAUGGGAGCAAGAUCACCUUCCACUUCCAGACGCUGAAGGAUGACUUUGAGAGGACAGUGAUCGACGACAGCCGGGAAGCUGGCAUGCCCAUGGAGAUCAUCGUGGGCAAGAUGUUCAAGCUGGAGAUCUGGGAGACGCUGCUCAGCUCCAUGAGAGCCGGGGAGGUGGCCGAGUUCUGGUGCGACGCCAUCCACACGGGCAUGUACGCCCUGGUCUCCAGGGGCAUGCGGAGGAUCGCGGAGGGUCGGGACCCCCUGGAAGGGCAGAAGCACCGCUGUGGCAUGGGCAACAUGUUCGACUACCACAGCACGGGCUACGACGACCUGGAUGAGCUGCAGCGGACACCACAGCCCCUCAUCUUCAUCAUGGAGUUGUUCCGGGUGGAGGAGCCCUCGGCGUACAAGCGGGACACCUGGGCCAUGAGCAAGGAGGAGAAGCUGGCGGCGGUGCCCGUGCUCCACAGCGAGGGCAACCGCCUCGUCCUCCAAAAGGAGUUUGCGCAGGCAGCGGCGAAGUACCAGGAGGCUGUCAUCUGCCUGAGGAACCUCCAGGCCAAGGAGAAGCCGUGGGAGGAUGGCUGGCUGAAGCUGGAGAGCCUGGUCACGCCGCUGGUGCUCAACUACUGCCAGUGCCAGCUGGAGCUGGGAGAGUACUACGAGGUGCUGGAGCACACGACAGAGCUCGUCCAGAAACAACGCCAAGGCCUAUUUCAAGCGGGCAAAGGCCCACGCCGCUGUCUGGAAUGAGCGGGAGGCGCGGGAGGACUUCCUGCGGGUGGCUCACCUCGACCCCUCCAUGGCGGCCGCUGUGAAGAAGGAGCUGAAGCAGCUGGGGGAGAG
Calidris pugnax (ruff) is the source of this 924-nucleotide messenger RNA. Its product is annotated as aryl-hydrocarbon-interacting protein-like 1. Bases 1 to 831 code for a protein of 276 amino acids. The transcript has 6 exons. NCBI's taxonomy places the organism in Eukaryota, Metazoa, Chordata, Aves, Charadriiformes, Scolopacidae. The record is from RefSeq and is a predicted model, not a curated record. Gene Ontology annotation, molecular function: peptidyl-prolyl cis-trans isomerase activity; protein binding.